This is a messenger RNA of Serinus canaria (Common canary), 1592 nucleotides long. It is a transcript of the gene TRMT2B, whose product is annotated as tRNA methyltransferase 2 homolog B. Gene Ontology annotation, biological process: RNA processing. NCBI's taxonomy places the organism in Eukaryota, Metazoa, Chordata, Aves, Passeriformes, Fringillidae. The transcript has 12 exons. The coding region runs from base 61 to 1461 and encodes 466 amino acids. The record is from RefSeq and is a predicted model, not a curated record. Gene Ontology annotation, molecular function: tRNA (uracil(54)-C5)-methyltransferase activity, S-adenosyl methionine-dependent.
CGCGGGUCCCUGUCGCUGCCCGGAGCGGGUCCGGCUCCCCAGCAGCCGCUCGCACCCGCCAUGGCUCUGUGCUGCGUUCUGAGGCCGCCGCGCUGCCGCCUCCGCCCGCCGCCGCUCCGCAGCCUGGUGACAACCACAGCGGCAGCGUGGGAAGGGAAGGAAAAGGCCAGGGUGAACUGCAGCCUGCCAGAGCCUUACUGGGAGGAGAGGUUAGCAAAUGCAGUGACACCACUGUGGAGACUUCCCUACCAAGAGCAGCUGCAGGUAAAAUAUGAAAGCCAGAGGAAGAUUUUGCAGACACUGGCAUCUCGUCUUGAGGAGCUGGGCAUAGAUGCACAGAAACCUGGUGGGCUCUGCUGUCCUUUGCAGCCUGUAGUCCCUUCGCCCAUCAUUAAUGGCUACCGAAACAAAUCGACUUUCUCUGUGAACCGAGGACCAGAUGGGAACCCCAAAACUGUGGGGUUGUAUGUAGGAACUGGCAGAGAAAGGAAUAUUGUCUGUGUGAAAGCCAACCAUGUGGAGAACAUACCCUCAAAACAUAAACAAGUAGCCCAGUGCUAUGAGGAGUUCAUCUCUCACUCCCCCCUGGACUCCUGCAUCCUCUUCCAUGAAGGUGGGCACUGGCGAGAGCUGGUGGUUCGUACCACCCGCUGUGGCCACACCAUGGCUAUCAUCACCUUCCACCCCCAGCAGCUGGGCCAGGAGGCACUGGCUACUCAGAAAGCAUUGCUGAAGGAGUUCUUCACAAGUGGACCUGGAGCAGUCUGUGCCUUGACUUCACUUUAUUUCCAGGAGAGCACCAUGACACGCUGCUCCCACGAGCAGUCACCCUACCAGCUCCUCCACGGAGCACCGCACAUCUUCGAGGAACUGCUCGGCCUCAGGUUCCGCAUCUCUCCAGACGCCUUCUUCCAGGUCAACACGGCUGGAGCAGAAGUUCUGUACCAGACGGUCAGGGAGCUCUGCCAGGCUGCUGGGGACACUGUCCUCCUUGACAUCUGCUGUGGAACAGGCACAAUUGGUCUCUCUCUGGCUCACCAAGUGUCCAAGGUUAUUGGUGUCGAGGUGGUGGAGAAGGCAAUAGAGGAUGCUGAGUGGAAUGCAGCAUUCAAUAGGAUCUCAAACUGUGAGUUUCACAGUGGAAAGGCAGAGGCUGUGUUACCACAGCUCCUGGCAUCGUGGGAGGAUGCCCGACCGCUUGUUGCUGUGGUGAACCCUUCUCGGGCUGGCCUGCACUACAGGGUCGUUCGAGCCAUCCGGAACUGCAGGGCCAUCCGCAGGCUGCUCUACAUCUCCUGCAAGCCAGAGGGGGAAGCCAUGAGGAACUUCCUCGAGCUGUGCUGCCCACCUGACCCACGGAAGAAGCUGGCGGGGGAGCCAUUUGCCCCUGUGAUGGCUAUUCCUUUUGACAUGUUUCCUCACACUGUUCACUGUGAGCUGGUGCUGCUGUUCACCCGCUGACAAGGAGGCAGGAAUGAGCUCUGAGAGCUUGGGAAGCAACCUGCUCCUGUCCUGAAGAGCCAAUGUAGUUAGGAUUUUAACUUAUUUUCUGUGAAGUUGUAUAAAAAUAAAUAAUUUUGGUUUUUCUCUUA